AACCACAACAACUCGUCUGAUGCUUCAUGAUCUCAAAGUUCGCUAAUCCGCACCUCCAAAGUCAAGACUUUGAGCUUGUGUCUCGAGCACAGCUUAGGUCUGAUGUAGACCCCUUUAUUGACACGGACGGUACAUCUGAUGUUGAGGUCACGACCUCGAAGCGCAAGCUGUAUGAGCUCCUCUUCUCAGAGUUUGAGCAGUUUCUAUCAACAACUCCUAGUCAUCCUCGUAGGAAGAAAAGGCGAUGCAAUGGGAACGAGCUAACACCACCGGACGUAGAGGAUGGUCUAAUAUCGUUUCGUCUGCUUUCCAGUACAGCACCUCCAAGGACCAUAUCAACUAUCCCGAAACCUCCACCCAGGCCAAAAACAAGACCACCUGAUUGCGAAGACAAUCCUAUCCAAGCUGACGAACGGAUGAGACGCGCCCAGUCUGUAGCCGUAGACUUUACACGGCCAGACGUGCCGUCGCAAAAGCACCUCAAUUCAUUUGUACAAGACAACCAGAAAGUCAUUCGUAUGAAGGGCGAUUUACCAAUUCCUCACCCUGCAGUGAUGGUCACCGAAAGUCAUCGACACAGAAUAGUGCGUAGGCAGGCAGGACCAACAAUACCUGGUGCCAUCGACUCCCCGCAUUCAUUGCGGGCAACCUGCAUUGUCUUCCCUACUGCUUUCCCUGAGGAUUUGCAACCACAUCGCAAGACACACGCCAAAGCAGUUAAGAAGCGGUCUUACGAACGCCCGCCUCCUGCUUAUUGGAGGCCAGAUUCUAAUCAACGGGGACAAUGCGCGGGCUAUGGAUUGGGCUAUCCAGGAAGUUGGAGUGUUCGUUACGAGGGCGAUCCGAGGAAACGAUGGUAUGUGAGAGAUACAAUGCGGAAAGCGACUUUCAUCGCGUAGAACUUCUUUGUUGCUGUUGAGCGUGAUUAUUCUUCGAAUCACAUUCAUGGACGUUUACUUUUUUGUGAGUUGGAACUUUACUUAGAUUGAGGCAGCUUUGAGUUUGAGGCACCUUGAAGUGGUAGCCCUAUGAUAAUAGACCUUAUCUCCAUUUGUCUAGUAUGGUUCUAA
Suillus plorans is the source of this 1070-nucleotide messenger RNA. RefSeq lists its product as uncharacterized. The transcript is spliced from 4 exons. NCBI's taxonomy places the organism in Eukaryota, Fungi, Basidiomycota, Agaricomycetes, Boletales, Suillaceae. The record is from RefSeq and is a predicted model, not a curated record. Bases 27 to 899 code for a protein of 290 amino acids.